CCAGUUCCUUGUGCGCACUCUAUGAUAAAAGUCGCCUUAGAUAGUGAAAGAUAUAUAUGUAAUUCUAAAAAAAGACAUCUGCUUAAAAUAAUUUCAUUACUUAAGAAAACUGGAUCUUUUCAAGUUAUCCGUAUCCUUCUAGAGUUCAUGCAAAAAUAAACAAACACUAGUUUUUGCGCAAACGUUUAUAUUUAAUAAGAACCAACUAUUUACUAUAGCGUUUCGUUUUAAAUAUAUUUCUUGUUGGCAAAAGAGGAAUACGUGUUAUUCAUACUUUUCUACACUAUUUAAUCGAUAUAUGUAAAAUAUCGUACAUUUAGUUCGAAUUUAAAGUAACACAAUUAUUGCAAAACACCUUACGUCUAAAAAUAUUUAAUAUAGUAUUAUUAUACGAACAAAAAUUGUUAUUGUUCCAAUAUGUACAAAACAAUUCGACAUGGGGAGAAUAGUCUACAGUAUACAAUUCUUCCGCAGAAUGAUGACCUCCGGAUUGAUGGAAAAUUAACAAGUGCGAGUAGCAGCAACAGUAAUGGAAAGGUGAAAUCAAAGCGUUCUGCUAGAAGGCGGUCCUUUUUAGCAUACCUGGGACUGUUGUUUGUGUGCGCUGUGAUUAUUGGAGCUAUAUUAAUUCCUUUUCUGAUGUCUGUAGAAUGUCUUCGCAAUCCAUCAGAUUGGUUUUUGAAAACAAAAGCUGCUUUCACUGGCACUGCGAACCGAAUUGGUGCAUCUAGUCUUCCAGUGAUGACUACAACUAUCAGUCCAAACACCUUUAUUCCUACCAAUGAACAAAUAUAUUAUCAACCAAUCGACAGUACAAUUCAACCAUAUCUGACAAAAAGUAGUAGCACAUUGGUCUCACAAAAAUCAGAUUCACAAAAGGUCAUAGGAGAGGCAGGAGAUAAACAAUCUAAUAAUAGUAUUGAGAUGAGCCCUACUGAAAUAUCGGAAUCACAAAUAGCUAAUGAAUUCGUUGCUGAGGUGCGGUUUGAAGGUUCACGAGAACAAAUGCAAGCAAAUGUGGUACCAACAAUUCGUACCGCGAUAAGAUAUAACGACCAAAACAAUCCAACAGGUUUAGAAGAUGGAAUUUUACCCGCACUCACUACCUCAAUCCUACCAACAAUGAAGCCAAGCACAACCACUCUUUUACCAAACAUGAAGGGUCGUGUUAUGCAAGUACCCUUAUUAAAGUCGGCCUCAAAGAAGCCUAUUAUUCCCCCAGUUUUGGCUAAAACGAAUUCAUUAGGACGGGAACAUAUCAAAGUUUUUCUUAGAAAUGAAGAAAAAAAGAAGGAUCACAACCAGCCAAAUAAUUGGAUACGUUCACAUUGGCCGUACAUAGAUCCAUCUACAUAUUUUCAAUGGACAGGUUAUAAAACCGAAGAUAGUGUAAUUUUGCCUGCUAUCUUAGGAGCUGCUUUGAUCGUGAUUAUUAUGAUUACUGCUUUAUUUGUCAUUGCUCGCAAUAAGGGGACUAUUGUAAAUUCUUUUCGAAAGAGGAAUAGAAAUGAUAUUGAAGGAGCUGGAGAAGACAACACAACCCUUCUUAUAAAUUCUAAUUUAUCGGACGAAGAUUAAUUCACGGAAACCUAGGUAAACAAACUACUUUCAUAUAAAGUACAGUUACAAAUCAAGUAUAGUUUAUGCCAUCUUGCAAAAAAGAAUUCAACGCAAGAGUUUGGAACUCAAUACAAAGCGCUUAACUCAAAUAAUUAAGUAUGAAUUAUUGAAUUCAUAGGUCAUAAUUGUAUGAAAUACAACAAAAUAAUAAAGCCUCUACUUAAAUAAGCAUUUGUUAUAUAAAAAUCUAUUGCAACAACAUAUAUAAUAGGAUUAAGCAAAAAGUAUUACAAAAUCGUUUUAAAUUAAAAUCAAAAAGACUGUAAAAAAUAAAAUUAAUAUUUACAAACCAGAACAAAAAAACUUACCAAUAUUGACGAAUCUAAGUACAAUGUUAUAGCUGUGCUUUCAUACAAAAUGAAGGGUAUGUAUUAAUGUCUGCAUUAUCUUGUAAAUCUUAGUUCCAAUUCUUCAAUUUAAGAGCAAAAAAAAAUAAAAAAUUAUUUCGAGUUUCAUUACAUACAAACAAUUAUUAAAAUGAAAACUGUAUACCUACCUUUAUUUAAAACAAAUUGAUACAAUAUAUAUUAUUAUGCAUAUAUACAAAAAAAAACUUGAAAAAAAAAAGAAAAAAAACACAAUUUAAAGAGAUUGUUAUUUUUGUAAGUGUGAUAGAAGUAGCUAGAUUUUGUUCUUUUUUCUAAUUAAUACUGAUAAAAUUGGAAAAGACAAAAAACAACAAAUGUUUGUGUAUAUAUGUAUCUAUUUAGCUAUAAAAAAUGUAUAAUGCAUAUAUGCCUAUUUUUAGCAAAAAACAAUUUCCAUAAUUUAAUGAUAUGAAAUAUUAAUAAGCAAAAGAUCAGGCUUAAUAGCUGAUGUAAAAGGAAAUGUCACUAAAUGUGGUUCUUUAUUCAUAUAAAACAUAUUUUUUUGCUUUACAUUAUCACUGUACACUAUAUCUGUGUAAUUACAUAUAUUACAUACAUAAAGUG
This is a messenger RNA of Eupeodes corollae, 2552 nucleotides long. RefSeq lists its product as uncharacterized. The transcript is spliced from 3 exons. Bases 418 to 1578 code for a protein of 386 amino acids. The record is from RefSeq and is a predicted model, not a curated record. NCBI's taxonomy places the organism in Eukaryota, Metazoa, Arthropoda, Insecta, Diptera, Syrphidae.